AUUUAGGAAAAUAUUCUUGGAUUUAACGAUUGAAUUCAUUCGCAAAUCUAAUAAGAAAUGCAAGGAAUAUGUCCAGCAUUUUGUCGAAACAGAGAAAUGCUAUACGAAUACACAGCAUGAAGAUUUUACCAAGAUGAUUGGGGAAGUGAAGUCAAAAUGCAUAUCUGAUGUUCAGUUGAAAGUGUCGGCACAAGUGGUUCAACAAAACCUAAAGUCGGAUUGGAUUUCAUACAAGAAGAAUGACUUUUGGUUUGUUCUCAAAGGAAACACUCUUUUGUGGUUUAAAGACGAGACACAAAAGGAUAGAAAGGGUUCAAUAGAUGUAAACGGAUCUCAGUUUAAGAGCAUUGAAUCCGAUCUCUCAUUGGUUUUAAUCUUAUCGAAGAAAAAAAUGAUUGGUUUUAGUCUUAACAAUGAAUUUGAGUUAGUAUUCACUUCAAGAGAUGUGGCGUUAAAGUGGAGGGAAUGGUUAGAGGAGGCGGGGGUUAAGCCCUGUUUAGGUGACAAUCAGUCGAUGGCUAACGACGACAAUGAAUCGGUGUAUAACAUGUCGUCGAGUCGUAACUCAGAAUCAAGUCUUAGUAUCCCUACUGUAUGUGAAGACAUGGCUUUUCCCGAACAUAUGGCCACACAAGUGGACGAAGUGAAGAGAUUAAUCAAUGCAUACAUUGUUAUAUUGAAGAAAACUUUCAAGGAUCGUUUGCCAAAACUAUGUCAAUACGAGUUAAUAGACUCUACGUGUAAAUUCAUUGGCACUAAACUUCAGGUACAGAUUCGCAAACAGUUCCCAUCCAUUGAUGAUAUCAUAGGCGAUGAUCCCAACAAAGACUUGAGAAUUGAAUUACAGAAUCAGAAACAACAAUACAUUGAAGGCAUAGACAUAAUGGAUAAGUUUACUCAACUAAAUCUCUUAAAAAUGACUGGAUUUGCCGCUAAUUUAAUACAAGUAGUGAAUGAACUUCAAGACAAACUCAGAGAGAAUAUUGUCUUAGAUUUGCCACAAAUCGUUGUCAUCGGCGGUCAGUCUUCGGGAAAGUCUAGUGUUUUGGAGAGUAUCGUUGGCUACGAUUUCCUGCCCCGAGGGUCGGGUAUUGUCACCCGAAGACCACUCGUUCUGCAAUUAAUAUCCGAUAAAAAUAUCAAUAAACCGUUUGGAGAAUUCCUUCAUUCGACAAGAAAAAGAUUUGAGAGUUUUAAAGAAAUACGCGAUGAAAUCACAGCUGAAACCGAUAGAGAGGUUAAGGAAAGCACAGGAAUAUCAUCGAAACCAAUCAAUUUGAAGAUCUAUUCGCCGGAUGUGUUGGAUCUAACUCUUGUAGAUCUGCCGGGAAUGACAAGAGUGGCCGUUGGGAACCAACCCUCAAAUAUUGAAGAAUUGAUUGAAAAUAUGGUUUUCAAUUACAUUGAAAGAGAUAAUUGUUUGAUAUUAGGGGUUACUGCAGCCAAUCAGGAUCUGGCCACUUCUGAUGCCCUCAAACUGGCCAAAAGAGUUGAUCCAAGCGGUGACCGAACCAUUGCUGUUCUUACAAAACUGGAUCUAAUGGACAACGGAACUAAUGCUAGAGAUAUACUAAAUGGCAAACACGAUAUCCGAUUAAAACGAGAUUUCAUUGGUGUCGUUAAUCGAUCCCAAAAAGAUAUCAAUGAAAAUAAAGACAUUAAGGAAGCGUUGGCCGACGAAAGCGAGUUCUUCGCCAAACAUCCGGCUUAUGGGCCAGAAAUGGCCAAACGAUUGGGUAUUAAAUACCUUCAGGAAUAUCUACAACAGGAACUGUCAAACCAUAUCAAACGAAAAUUGCCGCCUUUGAAGACUAAAUUAGACGCAAAACUGCGCGAAAUUAAUCAUAAAUUAUAUAAAAUGAAGACUCCUUUAAAAGAUUACGAUAAAGAGGGACUUCUGUCUGAAAAUAGUCGUAAGUUUCUCAAGUUAUUUGAGAGUUCAAUGGGAGAAAAGGUAUAUGACGUGGAUGUGACUGAAGAGAGCGGCGGAUCAAAGAUUAAUCUACUGAUGAACGACACGUUUGCCAAAGAAGUGGAUCAAAUGUUUUUCGAUCAAAAUCGUUUGAGUCGUGAGAUCGUGACAGCCGUUAAAAACGCUUUUGGCACACAUGCGGCACUUGUCUUACCCAACACUGCCUUUACUUCAUGUGUUAAAAAACAAAUCGAGUACUUCAGGAGACCAGCACUGGAUUGUGUGGAUUUGGUUACCGAUGAGAUCAUUACGACAAUCAACAAAUGCGCUGAUAAGAUAAAAUCGCACCAAAACCUAAGGAAAAUAUUCACGAAUUUAACGAUUGAAUUCAUUGGCAUAUCUAAUAAGAAAUGCAAGGAAUGUGUCGAACAUUUUGUCGAAACAGAAAAAUGCUAUACGAAUACAAAGCAUGAAGAUUUUAUCAAAAUGAUCGGUGAAGUAAAAACUGUGUCUAUAACUGAUGCCCAGUUGAAAGUGUCAAAAACAGAUUGGAUUUCAUAUAAGAAGACUAAAUAUUGGUUUGUUCUCAAAGGAAACACUCUUUCGUGGUUUAAAAACGACAAACUUAAGGACAAACAGAAUUCAAUUAAUUUGAGUGGUUCUCACUUUAAGAGCACAGAAUCCGAUCACUCAUUACUUAUCGUCUUAUCGGAAAAUAAUAGGAAAUGGAAUCUAGGACUGAUUAAGAUAGAUGACAUCGAGUUAGUAUUCCCAACAGAAGAGUCGGCCUUAAAGUGGAGCGUAUGGUUAAAGGAGGCGGGGGUUAUGCCGAGAUUGAGUGCGAAUCAGUCCAUCACUAACGGCGACAACGAAUCGGUGUCUAACAUGUUAAUUAGGCGUAACUCGCAAUCGGAUCUCAGUAUCGGUGAUGAAGAGAUGGCAGUUCCCGAACAUAUAGCCAAAGCAGUGGAUGAAAUGAAGCGAUUAGUCAAUGCAUACAUUGUUAUAUUUAAGAAGACUUUCAAGGAUCGUUUGCCAAAACUAUGUCAAUACGAGUUAAUAGACUCUACGUGUGAAUACAUUGGCACUAAACUUCAGGUACAGAUUCGCAAACAGUUCCCAUCCAUUGAUGAUAUCAUAGGCGAUGACCCCAAUAAAGCCAUAAGAUUUGAAUUACAAAAUCUGAAACAACAAUACAUUGAAGGAAUUGAGAUAAUGGAUAAGUUCUCUAAACUAAAGUCUAGUUUAGAGUCUACAGAGUCUACAGAGUCUACAGAGUCUACAGAGUCUACAGAAUCUACAGAAUAA
Medioppia subpectinata is the source of this 3220-nucleotide messenger RNA. The record is from the annotation of a GenBank genome assembly. NCBI's taxonomy places the organism in Eukaryota, Metazoa, Arthropoda, Arachnida, Sarcoptiformes, Oppiidae.